AUGGAGCUCUGCGACCAGCUGCCCCGGCUCGAGGCGCUGGUGCACGUGUCGACGGCGUACAGUAACGCGGAGCGGCGCCACAUCGAGGAGCGCGUGUACGAGGCGCCGGCGCAGCUGGCCGGGCUGCGCGCCAUGCUGGACGCGCUGCCGCCCUCGCUGCUCGACGACCUCACCGCCAGGUAUAUCGCACCCAAACCCAACACGUACGUGUUCUCGAAGGCGGUGGCCGAGGCGACCAUCGCGCAGCGCCCGCGCAAGCACUACGCCACCGCCAUCGUCAGACCUUCCAUAGUGGUAUCCUCCCACCGGCACCCGUACCCCGGGUGGAUCGAGAACCUGGCGGGCCCCAGCGGCGUGGUGGUGGGCUGCGGCAAGGGCCUGGUGCACGCCUUCAACCUGGACCUGGCGGCGCGCGCCGACCUCAUCCCCGUCGACAUCACCAUCGACACCAUGCUCGCGGUCGCCUGGGAGAUUGCUACCGACAAGAGCGAGGAGGUGCGGGUGUACAACUCGUGCUCUCAACAGAACCCCAUCACGUGGGGCACGUUCCGCGACCGCGUCGUGCGCAAUGCGCGCGCGCAUCCGUUCGACCAGCUCAUGUACUACCCGUUCACAUUCGGCAUCAAGAACAGGUAUGUGUACAAGUCCCUGGAGCUGGUGCUGCAGACCAUACCGCUGUACGUCGCGGACUACAUCGCGCGGCUGUGUGGGAUCAAACUACAACUGAGCCUGGUGACCGUCAGCGAGCGCCUGCAAGCAAUGAACCGCGUGCUCGCGUUCUUCGCGACGCGCGAGUGGUACUUCAGCACGCGCAACGUGCAGGCGCUGCGCCGCCGCCUCACGCGCGCCGACCAGGACCUCUACAACCUCGACGUCACCUCCGUCGAUUGGGACGAGCACGUGAGCAACUUCGUGAAGGGCACGCGCAAGUUCCUGCUGAAGGAGAAGGAUGACAACAUCCCCCGCGCCAAGAAGUUUGUCGAGAGACUGCGUCGCGUGCACCAGUUCGUGCUGCUGAUGCUGUCGGUGCUGGUGUACCGGUUCCUCAUGCUGCUGCUGCCGCGGUUCGUGUUCAGAAGCUCGCCGGUGCUGGCCGGGCUCGCCGCGCCACACUGA
Spodoptera littoralis (African cotton leafworm) is the source of this 1116-nucleotide messenger RNA. Lineage: Eukaryota; Metazoa; Arthropoda; Insecta; Lepidoptera; Noctuidae. The record is from the annotation of a GenBank genome assembly.